Messenger RNA from Clunio marinus, 2323 nucleotides. NCBI's taxonomy places the organism in Eukaryota, Metazoa, Arthropoda, Insecta, Diptera, Chironomidae. The record is from the annotation of a GenBank genome assembly.
UCAUUUUUUGCAGCUUUAAGUUCCAAACAUUAGAUAAUUAUGUCACCUUUUUUUGCGAAUUUAUAUAGUCCACUGACAUUUGGUGAAACUCUCGUGAUAUCAGGAGUGACAACGAAGGAUGCAAAGAUUUUAAAAGUAAAUUUAACAGAUAGAGAUGAAAAUAUUCCUUUGACGAUUUUUGUAAACCUUCGAAUACUUGAAAUUGUUUUAAAUUCAUUUAUAAACUCAGAAUGGAGGGAAUCAUUAAAAGUUGAUAUAGCGCCAAUCAUGUCAGGAAAACCAUUCAAAAUUUGUAUCUUUGUGACUGAAGAUAAUUUUCAUGUUGCAAUGAAUGAUCAACAUUUGUAUAUUUACAAGCAUCAAGCACCAGUUGAAUUGAUAAAAAGUGUUGAAAUUACUGGGGACAUUCAAAAAAUUACCCAGGUUGAUCAUCGAAGAGUUUACCCAAUGGCUUGGCCUGGAGUUCAACAAGAUUUAACAUAUAAUGAUUUUAGUGCUGAUGUUCCGCAUGAGUUUUGUCCUGGAUCAGUGGUUGUUUUAAAAAUGAUCCUUGAAGGGUCCAAAAAUGGAAGAUUUCAAUUCAAAUUCAAUGAUCUUGGUACAGAACGUCAAAUGUUUCAUUUUAACGCAAGAUUCGAUGAAAAAGCUUUAGUGGUCAACACAAUGAAUACUACAACCGAAUGGUCGAGAGAUGAGAAGAGAUUCCAAAUUCAACCAUUUUCAUUAAAAAAUGAAUUUACUCUCGCAGUCGCUAUAACAAGCUCGUCAUUUCGUGUCGCAAUGAAUGGAAAACAUCUCCUUGAUUAUAAUUUUAAGUUUAUUCGAACACGUCCACCUACUGGCACUGACUAUCAACAUCCAAUUUUUGAACAAUUAACAGGAUUCAAAGUAGUUGGAACUGAUGGAAUGGCGGCAAGAGUUUUCAGCUUUGAUCAUAUUCAGACGAAAGAAGAUUGUGGUGGCGAUAAGAUAAACAAAAUAAAAUGAAAACUCGAUAGAAAUUUUUUAGUAUUUUUCGAUAAGAAUUAAAUCUUUAGAAUUAAGUCAAAGCUUUUGAGUUUGAAACUGUUGUCAGUCAAGAAUUGAAAAGGAAUUCUUUAGGACGUGUAAAAAUUUUGUUGAUUGAAAAUGUUGACAUCAUUUGCGGGAAAUGUUCAUGGGCCAGUAGAAGUUGGACAUAUUAUUCUGGUAUCAGGAAAAACUAUUGAUGGAGCGAUGAAUUUAGUGAUAAAUUUAUCGAAUGGUAAAGUUGGUGAAGUUGACAUUCCAUUUCAUUUCUCUGUACGUUUUCAUAGUGAAAACAUUAUAAGAAAUACUUUAAUGGAACAAGCGUGGGGUGAUGAAGAAAUUGAAGAUAAUUUGAUGGCAUCGCCAAAUCCAAUUAUGUCAGGAUGGGAUUUUAAAGUUUAUAUUCUAACCGGUGACGACCGUUUUCAUGUCAGUGUAAAUGAUCAACCGUUCUGCACUUACAGCUAUCGAAUGCCACUCGACACUAUCCGUGCAAUUCAAGUGUUGGGUGAUUUACAGAAAAUUUAUCAAGUUGAUCAUCGUCGAGCUUAUCCAUCUCCAUGGCCAUUUGUGCAACAAGAUAUAAGGAAAGGACAAGAAAUAAGUUUCGAUACUCCACGACAAUUCUUCCCUGGACAUUUAAUGGUGAUCAGUGCCAUUCCAUCUGGUAAUCCCAAUGGUACAAUGAUCUUUAAAAUGACUGAAGGUUCGACUAAGCGUCAAAUGCUGCACAUCAGCUGCAGGGUUCAUCAACGACUGACAAUCGUCAACAUGAUGACCGAAUCACAUGAAUGGCGUCAUGAGGAACAACACGGAUUCCCAUAUGAGAUUGAUCAAAUGUUUAAAAUGGCAAUUGGAUUUACUGAAACUGCUUAUGUUGUUGCAGUAAAUGGAGAAAGAUUGUUCACUUAUGACUAUCGUUUUAGUAAUUCAUUCCUUGACACACUUAUGUCAUUCAGAGUACAAACCAGCAAUGGAAUGCAAGUUGAAGUUCAAGGGAUUGAUCAUAUGGACAUGGGAAUGAGCGAUUGUGAAGGCUUCGAGACAUUCAGUCAUCCAGAUGUUCAAAUCUUUUAAAUUCGUUCUUAUUUCUACUUACAUUUCCUGGUGCGGUGAUAUCGUUGCAAAAAUAGCAACCAAGUCGACAACCCGAAAUACAUUUUAAACCCGGCACAUUCAUAUCGUCAUCAUUAACUUCGUUCAAAGACGCACCACCAUGUCGCAUCACCAAAUAACUAUCAAAACCAAGCGCUGUUGUUAUCACAAUCUAAUUGAUAAAAAUAAAUAUUUUUUCUUUACGUUUUAAUCCAAUUAA